Molecule: messenger RNA, 2401 nt
Organism: Propithecus coquereli (Coquerel's sifaka)
Lineage: Eukaryota; Metazoa; Chordata; Mammalia; Primates; Indriidae
Gene: HSD17B12
Product: hydroxysteroid (17-beta) dehydrogenase 12
Exons: 11
Coding region: 232-1170 (312 amino acids)
Cellular component (GO): endoplasmic reticulum
Molecular function (GO): oxidoreductase activity
Source: RefSeq, a predicted model, not a curated record
GUGGGCGGGGCACUGAAAUGGAGUCAGCCAAUGCCUGCCGCACUACGCGCAAUCACCAAUGGCGACACGGAUAUGGCGCCGUGGGCGGGGUUUCGGUCCAAAGCGGUGUAAGAGCUGCGCCUAUUAGUACCGUCCUCACCGUCACAGCGGGCGCCUCCGCCUCCCUCUUGCUUCAUUCAUUCAUUUUUCACUACCUUCAUUCACCAAGAUAGUGAGGCCUAGUCGAAAGCCAUGGAGAGCGUUCUCCCAGCCGCCAGCUUCCUUUAUUGGGUGGGCGCGGGCACCGUGGCCUACGUGGUCCUGCGCGUCUCGUAUUCGCUGUUCACGGCCCUUCGGGUCUGGGGCGUGGGUAACGAGGCAGGGGUUGGCCCCGGGCUCGGUGAAUGGGCAGUUGUCACAGGUAGUACUGAUGGAAUUGGAAAAUCAUAUGCAGAAGAGUUAGCAAAGCGUGGAAUGAAGGUUGUCCUUAUCAGCAGAUCACAGGAUAAACUGAACCAGGUUUCCAGUGAAAUAAAAGAAAAAUUCAAAGUGGAGACAAGAACCAUUGCUGCUGACUUUGCAUCAGAAGAUAUUUAUGAUAAAAUUAAAACAGGCUUGGCUGGUCUUGAAAUUGGCGUCUUAGUGAACAAUGUGGGAAUGGCAUAUGAAUAUCCUGAAUACUUUCUGGACGUUCCUGACUUGGACAAUAUCAUCAAGAAACUGAUAAAUAUUAAUGUUCUUUCAGUUUGUAAGAUGACACGAUUGGUGCUGCCUGGCAUGGUAGAAAGAUCAAAAGGAGUGAUUCUGAACAUCUCAUCUGCCUCUGGCAUGUUUCCCGUCCCAUUGCUGACCGUCUACUCUGCAGCCAAGGCUUUUGUAGAUUUCUUCUCUCAGUGCCUCCACGAGGAGUAUAGGAGCAAGGGCAUCUUUGUGCAGUGUGUCCUGCCAUACUUCGUAGCCACAAAAAUGGCUAAAAUCCGGAAGCCAACUUUUGAUAAACCCUCUUCGGAGACGUUUGUGAAGUACGCAAUUAAAACAGUAGGCUUGCAAUCCCGGACCAAUGGAUACCCGAUCCAUUCUCUUAUGGGCUCAAUAUUCUCAAUCCUGCCUUCUUGGAUUUAUUUAAAAAUAGUCGUGGGUGUCCACAAGUCCAUACGGGCUCGCUUUCUGAAGAAAACCAAGAAGAACUAAGCAUUGAUAACUGCCUUGAGUAACUUGGCCACGUGCUCUACCUGUGCGUGUUCACCGCAAAGCACCCCACUGGUCUUUGAAAUCUGCAGCUGUCUUUUGAAUAGUUUCAAUACUGACAUGGCUAAAUAUUGUCUUAAUUGGGAGGAAAACAGAAGUUGUUUUUAGGAGUUUCUGACAUUUAUUCUGGCUACUACUACGAGUAAUUUUGAAGUUUAAUAUAAAUGCUCAUAUCAAAUGAAUAUAGAACUAAUAUUACCAAAAACACUUAAUAGGACAUGAUGAGAGCCAAUCACAGAAUGAUAGAGUCCAACAUAAAACUCAACAGUUUUAUCUGUUCCAAAAUGCCAUUGAUCAUUGUAUUUUCUCUGAAACUGAUUAUAAACGUAAUGUCUAGAUAUUCUUUUUCAUUUUUAACACUUUGAGGGAAUGGAGAUUAAUUGAUUUGCUUGGGGGAGGACACACUACAAUUUACAAAGAUCUCUAUAAAGUUUUCUAAAAGUAUGUUCCAGCUGGUACAUUUAUAUGGAACUAUUCUUUCUCAAAGGUAGCUAAUGAUGUAAAAAUAAUUGUGAAAUAUAGAGUUAUUUCUAACACAUAAAGCCUACUAAACUAUGCUUUCUUGUAAUACACAUUUCCUCUCAGUUUAAAUGUACAUAAAUACUGAAAGCUGCCUGGUACUAUGUAUAAAGGUAAAUGGACCGAAGUGUACCUCGAGACUGGCAGCUACCUACGGUGCCACGAAACCCUAACCCGAGAGUGACCUGCUUGGACUGCCAGCCGCCUUUGUUUCUGCACGGAACCAAUACUGCUCACAAAUGUGACACCGGCUAUUCCUGUAAAAGUAAUGAUAUCAUAGAAAUGGCAUGCUAUUGAAUGAAAAUACAUUUCUUUGGUGCUUGAAAUUAAGGCCAUAUUUAUACUGGCUUAGUAAGACUGACUUUUAUCCUGCUACAUAAUUUGUGUGGGGAAAGCACCAAAAAAGAAUUCAGUACUAUAGAAAAUAUGCAACACAGAAGGUUGGCUUUUACCUAGGCUAUGGUUCCUAGGCUCUGAGUUUUAAGCACCAGUAAAUUUAUCAAAGAAAUUUUUUUAAUUGGGGCUUUUAAGUGUUCCUGGCUUUUAAUUUUGCCAGCUAAGGACAUAAAACAAAAACAGGAAAAAAACCCAAACUACCAUCUGCUAUCAGCAUCAUUAUGUAAGAGAAAAUAUAUUUUAGCACCAAAAAUUAGCA